Molecule: messenger RNA, 1094 nt
Organism: Cylas formicarius (sweet potato weevil)
Lineage: Eukaryota; Metazoa; Arthropoda; Insecta; Coleoptera; Brentidae
Product: N-acetylneuraminate lyase-like
Exons: 7
Coding region: 136-1038 (300 amino acids)
Biological process (GO): N-acetylneuraminate catabolic process
Molecular function (GO): 4-hydroxy-tetrahydrodipicolinate synthase activity; N-acetylneuraminate lyase activity
Source: RefSeq, a predicted model, not a curated record
CAAUUUAAUUGUGAAUCUUAUCAGUGGCAAACGCGAAUUGUUAUUAAAAGUUUAAUUUAGAGGUUUCGAAAUAACAUCCAAUAUCAGCAUUCCAGUUCUUUUCGAGUUGCAGACCGACUUAAAGCGAAAAAGAAAAUGGCUAGUUUCAAUUUUCGCGGACUAAUUGCACCUGUAUUUACCGCGUUCAACAAUGAUUUAUCCAUUAACACAAACGUAAUUCCAAAAUACGCCAAAUUUCUUCUCGAUUCGGGAAUUAAUGGGGUUUUGGUUCACGGAACGACGGGCGAGGGCGUCUCCCUAAGCGUCGAAGAACGCGAGAAAGUAACCGAAGCGUGGCUCCAAGCGGUCAAGCAGACCAAGCAACACCUUAUGGUGCAGGUAGGAGGUUGUCCGCUACCGGAUGCGAUACGACUAGCCAAACACGCUGAAAGUAUCGGGGCCGACUCGCUGCUUUGUCUUCCCGAAUUGUACUUCAAGCCCACCAAUCCUCAAGAACUCAUCGACUACUUGAAAAAUAUAGGACAAGCGGCCCCAAAGACUCCCCUGCUGUACUAUCACAUUCCUGCGUGGUCCAACGUCAAUGUUAAUAUGGAGGAUUUCUUAAAUCAAGUCGGCAAUCAGAUUCCCUCGUUCAAGGGCAUCAAGUACACCUCGAAUGAUCUGUCCGCUGGAUACGACGCAACCAAAGCAGCGGGAGGUAAAUUCGCCGUCUUUUUGGGUGCGGAUUCGCUGAUGGCCGGCGCUUUUACUCAAGGUUUCGAUUCGUCCAUCGCCACAUCGUUAAAUAUAUUGCCUCAAUUCGGAGUUCAAAUUCUCAAAGCCGUACAAUCGUCCAAGUUAGAAGAGGCGAGGAAGCUGCAGGAUAAACUGACCGCCGCGUGCAAAGUGAUAACGAAAAACGGUGCGUGGGUGCCCACCAUGAAAGCCGCGAUGAACUCGUUGACCCCGAUCAACGUUGGCCCAGCCAGGCCUCCACUGAAGAACUUAACCAGUGACCAGAUAAAAGAAUUGGAGACAUCGAUUAAGCCUUUCUUGUAAAUCUGUCGGUUAUAUUAAAACGAUUUGCACAUCAGCAGCGGCAGGGUGUUUUAGUU